Messenger RNA from Vitrella brassicaformis, 2643 nucleotides. The record is from the annotation of a GenBank genome assembly. Lineage: Eukaryota; Vitrellaceae.
GGCACUGAAUAAACACCAACACUCAGUCAGGCAGGCAGGCAGAGGCGUCUCCUCCGGACACCAUCAAGAAUGUCGUCAGCUAAGAAAUGUCCCACAGCCCCUCCCCUCUGCUAUGAAAGAUCCACCACACACAAUACUCGACCUGACAGACACCACCAACACACACACACACACACACAGAGCGAGAGAGAGAGCAAACGCGAACACGGUCACAUGUGAUCAUACAAACUUCGUGUGAAUGAGUGCCAUUCCCUCACACACCUUCAGGCGUUGCGAAUUGCAGUCAUGAUCGUGCAGUACUCCCCCCUAAAGUGCUGGUGGUGUCUGAUUGUGAAGCCCCCGAUGUUGGCGCCGUCAGGGAUGGAGGCCUCAAUGGAAUCAUACUGCUCAGCUGUCGUGUCGACCGUCAGAGUCACGCACUGCAGUCCCCUGACGUGGGUGAUUUGAUCGAUCGCCAAUGAAAGGCCGGUGCGGACGGCGCCGCCGGCAUCCUGCACACCAGCAGGCACUGAGAGAGGGAACAUACACAAAGGCAGAGAUGAGAGCGGGGGGAAGGACACAGUGCCCUCUUCUCUCGGCGUACGUGUCAAAUCGAAGUCAAGUGCCCUGAUCGUCGGCAAUCCAUCGGCCGCCCCCACCAGCUGCUCGACACCGACCUCCCCCAUCCACACCGUAUUCACCUCUCUCUCACUUCCCAGCGCCGUCAACACACCCACCUUUUCCUCACCCGACAGCGUGUUGAUGUUCACCUUCACCAUCUUCUUGGGCAUCUUGUCGGCCAGCAGCCGGGCGGCUGCACCACCCAGCUUGCUCUGGACAUGCAGGACUGAGGCUUCGGGAACGGAUUGAGAUGGCUGAUGAUGGCGAGGUGCGGCGAUGGGGUGUUGGCCGGGGGAUGGAAGCCAGGGGCAUUCAUGGCGAACACAACGGCAGCCUCGUCGAAUGAGAGGCUCUUGGCCAUCUCGACGGCCGAUUCGCUGGGGUUGGUGUGCGGGUCGGUGAGGCCCUGCUGAGUGAAGGUGUAGUGCACCGAUGUGGCCUGCCGUGCCAGCUGCUGAAUCAUGGUCUGGAGUGAGGGUGAGGGGCGGAUGGGGAAGUCGGGGUGGCAGAAGAUGGAGAGGUCGAACUCGAGAUGGCCGCGGAUGUGGAUGGUGUUUUCAUCAAAGAUGAGCGGGGCGUCCGGCAGGCAGCACGCGCCGACCAGUCGGUCCAGGGCCAGCAGCACGGGCAAGUUGUGGCGGCUGAUGCUGUAGAGGUCACUAAAGCGCACGUCCAGCCGCUUGAGUGACCGUCGACAGCCACGCGCAACGAGCACUCCCUGAAAGCGACAGAAACAAACACAUACAGGAAGGACAUCAUGAGCAAACCCAUACACCCAACCUUUUUUGUGUCGCGUUGUGGUCACCUGAAGCCGCUCGACGCCCGCCGGAGAGUCAUUGAAGAGAAGGAUGGUACCGAUUUCCUCAAGCUGGGCGAGUGGCCCCCCCUGCUGCCCAGCCGGUGCCGCAGCGAUGCGCUCGAACACACUCGCCCACUCCUCACCGUCAAGUGUACCGUCCACACGCCGCAGCGAGCGGGACGAGCUAAUGAGUCGGCCCAGCCUGUCAGCGUCCCAUCCCCCCUGCCGCACGGUGGCGAGUGAGGGCAUCAGCCAGCCCCGGUCGGCCAACUGCCGAUGGUCGUGUGUCAGGCCGGCGAUAGUGCUGAGUGCGUCGAGGGUCGGGGGCGGGUUGAGAGGAGCGGGGAGGGCUGGAUGAGUCCUUGCGACGGUCUGCAUCUCCGCGCCGGUCAGCUGAACCGCACCUUCGAUGGUGAUGGUCUGCAGGGUCCCGCCCUGCUGCCCCUCUACCAUGGCCACCAGCACGUCCAAACACCACCGAGCGGUGGCCAUGGGGUGCCGGAGGGUGAUUGACGUGAGGCUGGUGAGCAGCGCCCCCAGCUGGGUGACGAGAGGGACGGGGAUGCGCUGCCACACCGACCGCUCCUCGCGGGUGCCGCAGCUGAUGGUGAGGUGGUGCUGCUGGCGGGAGGCCUGCUGGUAGAUGUGCUGGGACACCUGCACCAUCAGGUUGAUGGGCAGGAAGGCCAUCAUGAAGCUGAGAAGGCCCUCCUGAAACACAAAGGAUAUCCAUCAGUGUGCGCAUGCCCUCAGUGCCGUCGGUGGCUGGCUCACUGUGUCGCUGAUCUUCUUGCACAAGCAUCGUUCCCGGUCGUCCCGUCGCUGCCGCUCCUCGUCACUCUCAACACCACCACCACCAGCAGCCGCAGACGAAGAUGCAGACGCAGACGCAGACGAAGCCGGCGCGUCCUCACUGUGAUGACGAGAUCGCUUAACCUGCACCGAUACACCCAAACACCCACAGCCAACAUCCGUCUGGUGUCAUGCGCCAUCCAUUGCAAGCGGUGCCGCGAUGCGCCCCACCUGUCUAUCGUCCUCCAUUGCUGCAGAUCUGAUUGAUCUGACUGCGAUGAGAACUCCAAUCAAGGCCUUCUCUUGAGGCCGCUACUUGAGAUGAAUGCUCACAGUCCCUCGCUGACGCGCAAACAGACACACACCAAACAUGAGAGCGGCGCCGAAUUGGCCUUCUCUCUGCGUGGCUACCUCAGGAGGAUUCUUAACCGCAGCCUCGAGGCUGCGCGGAG